Messenger RNA from Megalopta genalis, 5468 nucleotides. NCBI's taxonomy places the organism in Eukaryota, Metazoa, Arthropoda, Insecta, Hymenoptera, Halictidae. The record is from RefSeq and is a predicted model, not a curated record.
UCAGAAUCAGUGGUCGCCACCGUCUCGCCCGGGUGAGGGAAAGAAAAAGAGAGAAAGAGUGAAUAGUUCCCGUGGAGCGAAGAGAAAUAGAAUCGGCUGCGCGCAGGAGUAAUAAAGGACGACGGACUCGGCACGACGAAUGAAAAAGACGGACGAAAAGAGGGAGCAAGAGAAUAUACAGCGAGAGACACGGAGACGGAGGUGCUCGCACACGGGGCGGGCCUGCCAGUCUCAACCACUUCGUGGAGUACACUUUUUAUUCUGUAUUCGAGCACGCAGCCACUCUCAAUUGUUGGCUGUUUGCACCUACACAAUCGAAGAGACCCGUGACUCGCCCGAUGCAGAGUGGAGGCUGUUGGACCGCGUGGUCUCGCCAGACUUUACUGCCAGCCAGUCACCGCACCGUGAGUGAGGAUUGUUGAUGUUGUUGUUGUUGAUCGAUCCCCCCCGGCUUGCCGGCUGUCAAAGUCACCGGAAACGCUGAAAUCGCGGUCGAGACAGUGUGCCCGAACCGGAGACGAGUUUUGAAAAUCUCAGGGUGUCAGUGACAGUGGUGGAAGAGCAGUGCUGGUGGAAGAUACCAAGGAAACGGGUGUGCGAGGAAAGAGGGUUGUUAUGGGGCGAAGUUGUCCACUGCUGGUACUCUUGCCGCUGCAUUUGCUGACUCUACUCGGCUUCCUCGCGGCGGCUGAUGCUCUCAACAUUGACAGCGAGCCUGGUAAUUUAAAGCGAUUUCGAUGCGCAAACGAUAAAUACAUACCAAUCUCGUGGGUCUGCGACAAACAAGACGACUGCCAUGACAAUUCCGAUGAAACCGAGAAGGAAUGCAAAGGUAUAAAAACGUGCACCGAGACCGAGUUCAAGUGCACGAACGGCAGGUGCAUACCCAGGACGUGGCACUGCGACGGGGAACACGACUGCAGCGAUGGCUCCGACGAGAAUCCCACCGCUUGCCGGAUCAAGAAUUGCACGGCGGAACAGUUCACCUGUCACUCGGGGAACGGCGAGUGUGUGACACUGUCAUGGAUGUGCGACGGCAACCAGGACUGCUCGGACGGCUCAGACGAGGCUGAGUGCAGGAUCAAGAAUUGCACGGCGGAACAGUUCACCUGUCACUCGGGGAACGGCGAGUGUGUGACACUGUCAUGGAUGUGCGACGGCAACCAGGACUGCUCGGACGGCUCAGACGAGGCUGAGUGCAACGACACCUGUCGAUCCGACGAGUUCACGUGCACCAAUAAGCAUUGCAUCCCGCAGUACUGGGUCUGCGACAACGACGACGACUGCGCGGAUAACAGCGACGAGAAGGACUGCAAGCCGAUCACCUGUAAUCGCAGAACUGAAUUCGCCUGUUCCGAGCAUCAUUGCAUUACGUCGCGAUGGAGGUGCGACGGAGACGUCGAUUGUCCGAAUCGAGCCGAUGAGAUUGGAUGCGAGAAUCUCAAACGCGAUCACGCUAAUUGCGACGCGAAGGAAUUUGCCUGCGGCGAUGAUAUCACGUGCAUACAUUUAGAUUGGUUGUGCGACGGGAAGACGGAUUGUCCGAACGGUGCAGACGAAUCGCCGGAGCGGUGCCACAAUAUCACCUGUAGACGUGAUCAGUUUCAAUGCGAAGAUCGUCACACAUGCAUUUCGGGUCACCUGUACUGCAACGGCAACGCGGAGUGCCCGGAUGGAAGCGACGAGAAGAAUUGCACAAGCAGAACAGCCGCCUGCGAUCCUUUGACCCAGUUCGAAUGCAGCGAGGGCUCCUGUAUACCUAUUAGCAAGGUGUGCGAUAAAAAUCGGGAUUGCAUCGGCUGGGAAGACGAGAGCCACGAUCUUUGCGGUGUAAACGAAUGUCUGACCAACAACGGUGGAUGCUCUCAAAUUUGCAUCGACUUGCCUAUUGGUUUUCGAUGUGGCUGCAAUCCUGGCUAUAGAUUAAUUGAUAAUCAAACAUGCGACGACAUAAACGAAUGUCUGGAGCCAGGCAGCUGUUCCCAAUUCUGUAUGAACCAGAAGGGCGGCUUCAAAUGCAUUUGCGCCGUGGGUUACCUCAGGGACCCACGAAAUCACACUCGUUGCAAAGCAGCAGAAGGCCACGCGAGCCUCCUUUUCACCAGGCGACACGACAUCAGGAAAGUAGCAUUAGAUCGGCAAGAGAUGACUGAAAUAGUAAACAACACGAAGAUGGCGGCAGCCUUAGACUUCGUAUUCCGUACGGGUAUGAUCUUCUGGAGCGACAUGAGCGAAAAGAAGAUAUACAAAGCUCCGAUUGACGAAGGAAACGAGCGUACGGUCGUCAUCGAUGAUGGUUUAACAACGUCCGACGGGCUGGCUGUCGACUGGAUUUACAGUCACAUCUAUUGGACCGAUUCUGAGAAGAAUACUAUAGAACUGGCCAAUUUCGAAGGUAACAUGAGGAAGACUCUCAUACAGGAUCGCAUACAAGAACCGAGAGCGAUUGCUCUGAACCCGUUGGAAGGGUGGAUGUUCUGGACCGAUUGGAGCGACGAAGCUCGCAUUGAGAAAGCUGGCAUGGAUGGUUCCCAUCGAACGGUAAUUGUAGACAACGACGUGACAUGGCCGAACGGUCUGACUCUGGAUUUAGUAGGCAAGAAGGUCUACUGGGUGGAUGCUAAAUUGUACAUAAUUGGUUCGUGUAAUUACGACGGUUCUGGCAAGCGAACGGUUCUCUAUUCUCCCGUCUUCCUGAGGCAUCCGUUCAGCAUCACGACGUUCGAAGAUUACGUCUAUUGGACUGAUUGGGACAAGGACACGAUAUACAAAGCAAACAAGUUCACCGGCAAAGAGGUCGAAGCCGUGACGUCCGUUCGCACUUUGCAGCACCCCAUGGUGGUUCACGUGUACCAUCCGUAUAGACAACCGGACGGGAUGAACCAGUGUCAAGCUGUGAACGGACACUGCAGCCACCUUUGUCUCCCUGCACCGAGAAUCAAUUCGAAAUCACCUCUACUUAGUUGCGCCUGUCCGGACGGUCUAAAGUUAAUGCCCGACGGUUUGAUGUGCGUGGAAAAAGUAACCACAACUGUAGCGCCCACCACGCAAGAAAGUAGUAUGCCGUUCAAGAGACUUGAAAUGUUCAACUUUACCACCACCACUGUUCAUCCACCACCGCCAGUUGAUACAGAAGGAAAAGGUAGUCUUGCAACCGAAUCAACGGAUGCUGGUUUGGUAGCUGGUAUAGCGAUAGGCGUUGCAUCGUUUGUACUGUUGCUGCUCGCGUUGGUCGCAGUAUUAUGUUACAGGCAUUAUCUUCACCGUAAUGUUACAAGUAUGAAUUUCGACAAUCCUGUGUAUAGGAAAACCACCGAGGAUCAAUUCAGUCUUGAGAAAAACAGGUUUCCACUCCCCACUGCUCCCGUUGGAGAAGAGGCUCAGGAACCUUUAACGAGUCCUGGAACUAAUGAUUACGUUUAAGACUCACUCUGUCAAUGAAACGGGCUUAGCAGGCUGUUAAAACAAUAUCGACCAAGUAACGGAAAGAAUGGAAGAACGAAAAUUAUGUAUAAAAGACGAUGAAGCACACUGAUAACUCAAGCGAGCCUGUCCAAUAGUACACCUGCAUUUGCCCGCCUGCCUGCCAACUCAGCUGUGAUUAUGUUUACUUUUUUGUUUUUGUACUGUGCCUAUUUGUUUACAAAUUAAGCAUCAUGUCAUUAUAUGCGUGCUAACGCGCGUGCAACAUUUAGAUUUGCUCCAAGGCAUAAAGGGAGAAAUGUCUAGGUGAACUGUAAUUGUUGCCAAAUAAGCGUGUCUAAGCUCGCGUGUUUCGAAGUAGUUCAAUAAGGUACCAGAAAUUCCUACUUUGUAACGUUCUCUUCUCAGUUUUACAUGCGUAACGUGUAAUAUAUAGUACUAUUUCACACAUACACACACACACUAAUGUGGAGUCGCACGUCGCAUCUACGUUUAAAUUUAUAUAAAUAUAUAUAUAUAUAAAAGAAUACAUAGAAUAUUUUUAUCUACAUUGUAAGAUCUUUAACUUGUUAUUGUUUCACUAUUUAUUCUGUAAGAGUAUACGUUCUUAAGCAUAACUUUCAGUUACAUACAUAGAUAUAUUGUUGCAUUAUUGAAAUCACAUGUAUAUAACACACAAAUUCAAAAUAUAUCAUAGAGAUAAUUUUAAAAAUCAUUAAUAACGCUAUUGCAUUAGUAAUACUUAUUGAAAAACUUUUGUCGUAUAGUUCUUUGCGAGUUUGUUAAAUUAUUUAUAAUACGUUUAAACGUAUACAUCGUAAAGUACUCUGUCGUGCCAAAAGAAGAAAGAAAACGUCCCGAGAAAUCUCAAAUCUAAUGGUAUGGAUAGCGAUCGGACAUCUUUUUCGUGAAACCAAUGUAAACUUUUUUCCGGUAUCGUAUAAUAGGUCUAAGGAUAACAAUACUUGCAUUUGAACACGCAGUAAUAGUUCAAAGAAUGGAGUUUUAGCAUGCAAAAUAUGUAUCUCAUUUUUGUACAUGAUGAAAAGUAGAUUUCUCCUUUUAUGUCACUUAGGCGAGACACGAAACAACCGGUGCUUCGAGCACGUUCACAGAAACAUUUUUUAACAGCGACCUGUGUUUAUGUGGGUGGCUCAUAUCACAGCGACAACACUUUUCUCACGGACAUUCUGUUGAUGUUAUCAUUCUAACGGAAUAGUUUGAAAACAAAUUAGACGUAAUAAGAUCAGCUCAAUGACACUAAGUGGACUGUGUGUUAAAGUAAAACUGUUGUUUAGGUAUUUCAGCCCACUAAAAAGAAACUCAGUAUAUAUGUAUAGAAUUAUCGCCUCCGGCUUAAGAGUUUUACUUAUUACAUACUUUAUGAUUACUGUAUUAAAUAAUUAAAUGUGAGACAGACGUUCUUCUAGAUAAGAUUACUGAAAAGUAUAUAUAUAUAUAUUAAUAUUAGGGCAAACCGAGAGCUGUGUACAUUAAACAGUAGCAACAUUAUUUUCUCCGAUCGUCAUAUUCUCGCAAAACAAUUGUUCUGAUAUCCCGUUUAAAAUUAAUUCGAGGACUUAAAUCUCGAACAGAAUUUUCAAAAGAUAAUACAUUUGAUCGAACCAACCGAUAAAGUUGAAAAUUAACGUUUGCUACAUUUUAAUAGAGUACACGUUCUAGUCUGCAAGUGCAAGAAAGCAAAGUCCAAAAUUAAAAGAAUAGAGGCUCGGUGGUGAUUUUAAUCAAACGAUAGCAAAAGUGUGGUGAGUAUCAGUUGCAAUAAAUUAUGUGAGUCACAAGGCAUAAUUUAGCCGAUCUAUCCGCCAAAAUCGUGUCAAACAUUAUUUCUAUGCAAUAUAUAUUAUCACUACACACGCAUAAUAUAAAUAUAUAUUAUAUAUAUAAUUUAUUAUAAUGAUUAUUGUAUAAAUAAAUAUACAAAAUAAAUCACACUACCCUCAUCAUUAUCAUACCUAUUAAGAAGUGUAAAAUGUAUAAUUUGUAAAAAUGUACUUUGGAAAUAUAGAAUAGUAAUUAAUUUC